Molecule: messenger RNA, 3478 nt
Organism: Phyllopteryx taeniolatus (common seadragon)
Lineage: Eukaryota; Metazoa; Chordata; Actinopteri; Syngnathiformes; Syngnathidae
Gene: jakmip3
Product: Janus kinase and microtubule interacting protein 3
Exons: 24
Coding region: 731-3262 (843 amino acids)
Molecular function (GO): microtubule binding; kinase binding
Source: RefSeq, a predicted model, not a curated record
GUUUGCUUGUUUGCCCUGCGAUUGGCUGGCAACCAGUUCAGGGUGUACCCCGCCUCCUGCCCGAUGACAGCUGGGAUAGGCUCCAGCAUGCCCGCGACCCGCGUGAGGAGAAGCGGCUCAGAAAAUGGAUGGAUGGAUGAUUCAAUUUUCUUAUUCAUUGAUUAAUGCUGUUGUUUUAAUGCCUCCACGCGAUCCAUAAAAUACGGAGAGAAAAGAAAUGCGGUGACUUCCUCUGCAAUGACGGUGGAUGUCCACUUGGGGGAGUUACAUGUCCAGACGAUGACGUUGAGGCCACCGUCGCAGCUGAGGAUGCUGGGAGGAGGAAGAUGAAGAUGAGCGGGAGAAGGAGGAGGAGGAUGAAGAUGACAGCAGCGGAAGAGUAUUGACACCUAACCACACACACACGAAAGCUAAUAGCUAACUGCUACAUGCACGCACAGAUUCCUUUAUACAUGCUGGCAGAAGGUGGCUCGUCAGUACAGUAGCUACUAAUGCACACAGUCGCUUUGUCCUAAUUGCUGCCAAAAAGAAGCUAACACACGUACACGCACGCGCGCGCGAUGCAGUGUCCCAGGUGUCCUAUUGGACGUAGACAAAGCGGGCAGGAAUUGGUGAACAUACAUGACAUUCUCUCGUUUCGCACUCACACAAGAGUGAAAAGGCCUUGGCGGCCCAUAUAAGUACAAAUGUUGUGAUCGCUGACUGAGAAGCAGCAAGACUCGAGUUCGAUAUGUCCAAACGAGCUGCGGGAGGCCGGGGCAAGGGGGAGAGAGCGGACACCAUGGCGACCGUUCAAGCCGUCAAUGAUGAACUGAGAGCUAAACUAAUAGACAUCCAGUUAGAACUUCAGCAGGAGAAGAACAAGGUUAGUCGUCUGGAGAGAGAGAAGAGUCAGGAACUGAGGACGGAGCAUCACCGCGCCGCCGUUGCCGUGACGGAACUCAAAAGCAAACUCCACGAGGAGAAGCAAAAGGAAUUAGCCUUUACCAGGGAGACGUUACUACGGCAGCACGAGAUGGAAUUGAUGAGGGUGAUCAAAAUAAAAGAUGGAGAAAUUCAACGAUUGAAUGGUUUGGUGCUAACCCUGCGGGAUGGUUCCUUGGAUAAGGUGAGGAGUGCUUUGCUGGCAGAGGUGGACGAGACACGGAGGAGCUGGGAGGCUGAGCGAUCGCGCUUCCAGCAGGAGCUUCAGGAGCAACGUGGAGCGAGGAGGAGCGCGGAAGAAGCUCUGGCGGUGGCGCACCAGGCCUGCCAGUCCCGAGUAGCUGAGCUGCGCUCUGCUCAUCAUCAACACCAGGAGGAGCUUCACAGAACCAAGAGAGACUGUGAGAGGGAGAUCCGCCGACUGAUGGACGAGAUCAAACUCAAGGACAGAGCAGUUAGUGUUUUGGAUAAAGCUCUGGGGCUCCAGGCUGGCCACGCCCACCGACUUCAGCUGCAGACUCAGGCUGCUGAGCAGCAAAUUGCAGCCCUGAGGGAUGCACAAAGGGCGGGGCUAAACUACCCAGGAAACGUCAGUCACACCGCUACGAACAAUCCUCUUCAGAUCUCUCAGGAGGAUCGAGACAUGCGAAGAUUUCAACUGAAAAUCGCUGAGCUCAGCGCAGUCAUCAGGAAACUGGAGGAUCGAAAUGCUCUCCUGUCUGAAGAACGCAACGAACUGUUGAAGCGACUGAGAGAAACAGAGAGUCAGUUUCUUCCUCUUCUGGACAAAAACAAACGCCUGAGCAGGAAGAAUGAAGAGCUAUCGCUCAUGCUGUGUCGCCUUGAAAACAAACUGCGCUUUGUCACCCAGGAGAACAUGGAGAUGGCAACUAUGAGAAGGCCGAGUUCGCUCAACGACCUGGACCGCAGCAACUCUGGUGGUUACCAUGGUUACAGCCAGGAGGACAGUGAAAUGGAGUUUCUGCGACUUCAAGUUCUGGAGCAGCAGCACAUCAUUGACGACUUGUCCAAGGCUCUGGAAACAGGAGGUUAUGUGAAAAAUGUCAUUGAAAGAGAUUUGUUGUUACGAUACAGACGUCAGGAAUCGGUGAGGAGGAAACGAACUGUGAGGUCCUGCAGGGUGAUAGAAACGUUUUAUGGUUAUGAUGAAGACGUUUCGGUGGACUCAGAUGGAUCAUCCUUAUCUUUUCACACUGACAAAACCCCUGACACGGAACCUGAAGAGGUGUGUGUUCGUGAGGAGGCGGAGCUUCGCUAUCGCCAACUGACACAAGAAUAUCAAGCUCUGCAAAGAGCCUACGCUCUGCUAACUGAGACGAGUGGCGGGAACUAUGACGCUGAAAAGGAGAUCAAGACCAGAGAACAACUGCUGUCAGAAAUCAGUCAAUGUCAAACCAGAGUAACAGAUCUGGAGUCAGCAUUGAAACAACAAGGACGGGAUGUGAAGUGGGUGGAGGAGAAGCAGCUGUUGUAUCAGAGGAAUCAGCAGUUGUUGGAAAAGGUGAGGCUUAUGGAGGCCGAAGACGUUUGUCUGAAAAACGACAUCCAGGACAUCAGAGACCAAAAUGAACUACUUGAGUUCAGAAUCUUAGAGCUGGAGGAAAGGGAGUGGCGUUCCCCUGGCAUGAAAUUCCAGCAAGUCCAUUUCCCAGACAGCCUCAGUCCAUUGCAAGUGUAUUGCGAGGCGGAGGGCGUAACUGACAUCGUGAUCAGUGACCUGAUGAAGAAGUUGGACAUCCUCGGCGAUAACGCCGUAAGUAAUCUGGCCAAUGACGAGCAGGUGGUUGUGAUUCAUGCCAGGACUGUUCUCACCCUUGCUGAGAAGUGGUUGGAAUCCAUUGAAGUGACAAAGUCGGCACUGCAACAGAAGAUGUUGGACAUUGAAAGUGAGAAGGAUUUGUUCUGCAAGCAGAAGGGCUACCUAGAUGAAGAGCUCGACUUCAGGAAGCGCUCCAUGGAUCAGGCUCAUAAGAGGAUCCUGGAGCUGGAGGCCAUGUUGUAUGAGGCGCUACGGCAACAGGAUGAGUCCAGAAUUGUUGGACAGAAGGACGGUUGUGUGAAUGACAUGUUAACAGAGGACCAGAGGGAGGGGCUUAAGAGCGCAAUGGACCAAUGGAAACGAGCUGUGAUGUGCGAGCUGAGGGAGCGAGAUGCUCAGAUCCUCAAAGAACGAAUGGAUCUGCUGCAAGCCACACAACAGAGAAACAAAGAGUUGGAAGAAUUCAUUGAAGCUCAGAAACGACAAAUCAAAGAAUUAGAGGAGAAGUUUCUCUUUCUCUUCUUAUUCUUCUCUCUGGCCUUCAUCCUGUGGUCCUAACAUCCGCUGAGUCUGGCAUCCUGCAGCUGAACACUCAGCCUAUCCGAAACCAGCUGACCUCAAUGUCCCACAAUGCCUGUGUGCUGAUUCCCGGCGCAGGUGAUGAUGAUUUCUACUGCCUUUGUUUCACAUUUUCGAAGUACUAUUUUACCUAUCUGAAGAAGUAUGUUGUUAAUAUAGUUGUAAAAGGUUCAAAUAAAGUGAGUGUGAAAAGGA